This is a messenger RNA of Talaromyces proteolyticus, 882 nucleotides long. RefSeq lists its product as uncharacterized. The record is from RefSeq and is a predicted model, not a curated record. The transcript has 7 exons. Gene Ontology annotation, molecular function: oxidoreductase activity. Bases 1 to 882 code for a protein of 293 amino acids. NCBI's taxonomy places the organism in Eukaryota, Fungi, Ascomycota, Eurotiomycetes, Eurotiales, Trichocomaceae.
AUGACCUCACCCUAUGUCAACAGGCUAGUCAACAGCCAGGAGUCCGUCGAUUUCCGUAAAGCUGCUGGCAAAACGGUUGUUUUGACUGGAGGCAGCAGUGGCCUGGGCCUGGCUUACAUGCAAGCUCUGAUAGCUGCUGGAGCUUUCGUGGUAAAUGGCGAUAUUAACCCGCCUUCAGUGGCCAUUCCCUCUGAUAAAGGAGUAUUUGUCAAAUGUGAUGUAUCAAGUUGGCAUGAGCAGGUCAACGUGUUCCGGAGGGCCAAAGAAAAGUCACCAAACGGAAAUAUCGACGUCGUUAUUGCAAAUGCUGGGAUAUAUGGACCGGACACUCUUGAUGGGUUGUCGGAUGAGGAACCCACAAAGCCAAAUACGGCUAUUCUGAAUGUGAACCUUGUAGGGGUGAUAUAUACCACUCGACUUGCUGCAUGGAGUUUUAAAAAACAAGGAACCCUGGAUCCCUGUAUAAUUCUGAUAACCAGUAUUAUGGGAUAUAUUGAUACUCAGGGAUCUUCUCUUUAUUCAGCGGCAAAACAUGGUGUCCGAGGCUUAAUGACCUGUUUGAGACGAAAGCAGGCGAUCCGGGUCAACUGUAUUGCACCAUGGUUCAUCGCAACUCCUAUUCUCAAGGACAGUUUUGUAGAAUCUACCCGUCGCCAAUUUGAGGCGAAAGGGGUUGACUUUGCUCUCGCCGAGGAUGCUGUCUCAGCUGUUUUCCGGCUUGUGACAGACACUUCGAUUAAUGGUCGGACGUUGGGCAUUGUACCCCGACAGCUGUCUUCUUCUGGCUACAUGGAUCUGAAUCAUGAUGAUUAUAAUGAAUCAGACCCCCUUUACAAUCUACAGAUAGUAGCGAGUACACUGGUUUAUGAUGGAGUGGCUUAG